Dufourea novaeangliae is the source of this 3123-nucleotide messenger RNA. Its product is annotated as serine/threonine-protein phosphatase 6 regulatory ankyrin repeat subunit A-like. The record is from RefSeq and is a predicted model, not a curated record. The transcript is spliced from 15 exons. Gene Ontology annotation, molecular function: protein binding. NCBI's taxonomy places the organism in Eukaryota, Metazoa, Arthropoda, Insecta, Hymenoptera, Halictidae. The coding region runs from base 1 to 3123 and encodes 1040 amino acids.
AUGAACGUGCAGGAAUUAUACGAUGGGCCUCCCCUAUUGAGAGCUAUAUUUUUUGGAGACGUGGAAGAAGUUUUAGCAUUAUUAUCUAAAAAAGAAGAUGCUAGUUGGGAGGAUUCAGAACAACGUUCUCUCCUCCAUGCAGCUGCAUACAUGGGAGAUGCAACAAUUGUAGAAAUGCUUCUGUUGCAUGGAGCUGCUGUAAAUGCUAAGGAUAAGAAAUGGUUGACCCCAUUGCAUAGGGCCUGUUGCUCAGGGAAUCAUAAUGUAGUAGGUGUUCUGUUACACCAUAAGGCUAAUGUCAGUAUCAGGGAUCGCAGUUGGCAGGCCCCUUUACAUGUAGCUGCAGCGAAUAAUGCUCUACAAUGUGCUGAACUGAUAGUCCCAUACUUAAGAAAUCUUAAUGUAGCUGACAGAGGCGGUAGAACAAGUUUACACCAUGCAGCCUAUAACGGACACUUAGAAAUGACAGAGUAUUUGAUUCGAAUUGGCUGUGUAAUAAAUGCUUACGAUAGAAAAAAUCGUAGGGCUUUACAUUUCGCAGCAUUUAUGGGACACGAUAAUAUUGUGAAGACACUUAUAACUCAAGGAGCAGAUGUUAAUGUUAAAGACCGAGAUUUGUACACUCCAUUACACGCGGCUGCGGCUUCCGGUAAAGCGGAUUGCAUGCACAUAUUAAUCGAAGCUGGAGCAGACAUCGAAGCGAAAAACGGGUAUGGAAACACACCUCUGCACAUUGCAUGUUUAAACGGCAACGCAGAAGCAGCCAGAGAGUUGAUUUCUAAAGGAGUAAACAUUGAGACUGUGAACUACCAACGACAAACUCCUCUACACAUCGCCGCUGCUAGCCCAAAUGGUGUUCAGUGUUUAGACGUACUUUUACAAGCUGGUGCAAAGAUCAACGUCCGUUCGAAAGAUGGACACACGCCUUUACAUAUGACUGCAAUCCACGGGACAUUUACGCGAUCGAAAAGCCUACUGGAUGCUGGAGCGUCACCAGACACUGAGGAUAAAAUUAAAAAUACUGCUCUGCAUAUAGCUGCCUGGUUCGGUCACGAAUGUUUAACGACAGCUUUGCUAGAAUACGGUGCUUCGCCAGCAGCCCGCAACGCUGAGCUACGUACACCAUUGCACCUGAGUUGCCUAGCAGGACAUAUAGAGGUCUGUAGGAAAUUGUUACAAGUCGACAGCCGCCGUAUAGAUACCAGAGACGUUGGUGGUAGUACACCAUUGCAUUUAGCAUCAUUUAAAGGAUCUGUGGUUUGUCUAGAUUUAUUAUUGUCCAGCGGAGCUAAUUUUCGAUUAACCGAUAAUGACAAUAGGUUGGCGCUUCAUUACGCUGCCAGUCAGGGACAUUAUCUUUGCGUCUUUACAUUGGUCGGUUUCGGAAGUGAUUCGAAUGCACAAGACAUAGAUGGUGCAACCCCUCUGCAUUUAGCGGCAGCAUCGAAUCCUACCGAUUCUGGUGCUCAAUGCGUGCAGUAUCUGCUGAAGCACAGAGCAGAUCCACGUUUACGCGACAAACGUGGCUUCACCGCGAUUCAUUACGCUGUAGCUGGAGGUAAUCAGCCAGCUUUAGAAGCGCUUUUGGAAGCUUGUCCGCAAAUAAACUCAGAGCUGUCAAAUUCCACAGAAAAAGAAGAACCACCGCCACCAGCGUUAACACCGUUACAUCUUGCCGCGUAUUAUGGACACAGUAAAAUAUUAAGUUUACUGCUGCCAUUAUUUCCAAACACUAACAUCAAAGAGGAUUCUGGCAAAACCCCUUUACAUUUGGCUUCCUCGAAGGGUUAUCGACAAUGCGUUGAACUGUUACUAAGACACGGAGCUUUCGUUUCUAUUCAAGACUCCAUUGGAAGACGCACUCCGAUACACUGCGCGGCAGCCGCCGGUUACUAUGCUUGUCUGAUACUUCUUCUCGAAAACGCAGAAGACCCAAGUGUGGUAAACUGUUACGACGCAAAGCAGCGUACUGCUCUGACGUUGGCAGUGGCAAACAGUCAUACAGAGUGCGUCACUUCACUUUUGAAAUAUAAAGCCGAUUGUAAUUUGCCAGAUGUAAACAAACACACGCCAUUAUUUCGAGCAGUGUUUAGCGAACGUGAUCAUCAGCUGGUCAAGUUGUUGUUAUCGCAUGGGGCGCAAGUCGCGGUGCAAGACACAAAUGGUAAAACGCCAUUGCAUUUGGCCGCCGCUUGUGGAAGAGUAAAAGCACUAGCUGCACUGGUCCAAGCAGAUCCCGUCGCGGCCACAUUAAAGGAUGAUCAGGAUUGUACUGUUCUUCAUUGGGCCUGUUACAAUGGGAAUCCCAAUUGCGUCGAGUAUCUGCUAGAACAGAAUGUAAUCGAUACCUUGGAGGGUAAUCCGUUCUCCGCUGCUCAUUGUGCUGUUUAUCAGGGAUCGAUAGAUUGCUUAGAAUUAUUGAUAAAUAAAUUCGGCGGUAAAGCAGUUGCUGCACUUAGAGAUAGCCCGGGCGAUCGUCUGCCUUUGCACAUCACAGCUAGCACGGGAACUAUCGAGUGUGCACGAUUAAUUUUGAACUCCGUCGGCCCGGAAUUAGCUGGAAUAGAGGCUGCAGAUUAUUUAGGUCGAACGCCGCUUCUCUGUGCUGCUGUGGCUGGCCAAUGUGGAGUGAUUGAAUUGUUACUCGAAUGGGAAGCUGAUAUAAGCGCAGUCGACUGCAAUAAGAACACGGCGUUACAUUUAGCGUGUCAAAGACGACAUUCUGCAGCCGCUUCACUGUUAUUAAAUUGGAUAGACACGACGAAUUCGAGCGGGGAAAAUCUUUCGCAAACUCAACAGCAGCGAAUAGCAGUUAUUAACAUGACUAACAAGCAACAGAGGACGCCGUUGCAUUUGGCAGCGAGAAACGGGCUUGUAAAAGUAACGAGACGGUUAUUGCAAUUGGGGGCAAGUGUCGUAGCCGUGGAUGCUGAGGGCCUUACUCCUGCAUUGGCCUGUGCUCCGAAUCGUGCCGUGGCGCGUUGUUUGGCAACUAUACUCGCUGCACACAGUCAACACUGGGAAUCGGCACAACACUCACCAUCCAUUCAACAGACGUCAGAAGUGUAUUUAAAUGGAAGAAGCGGUGACUCGCAACACAGUUCAGAUUCCGAAUUUUACUGA